AUGUCCGACAACGUAGGCCUCUCCACCCCGCGAGGCAGCGGCACCUCAGGCUACGUGCAGCGCAACCUGGCCCACAUCCGGCCCCGCGACAGCGGCGCGCCCUACCCGCCGCGAGGGGGCGACGACAUGCCGCGCCACCGGCAGCGGCAGCCGGACCGGGGGAUCCUGGAGCACGACCGCAAGCGCGCGGUCGAGGUCAAGGUGCUGGAGCUGCGCGACGAGCUCGAGGACGAGGGCGCGCUGGACGACGACGAGAUCGAGGAGCGGUGCGCGGCGCUGCGGUCAAAGUUGCUUGCUGAGGGGGCGCGGGGAGGCGGAAGUGGUGGUGGGGAUAAUAACAAGAAUGGGAAGAAGGGCGCGCUUAAGAUGCACCAGGUGCACGAGAUGGCGGACCAGAAGAUCCGCGAGAGCGAGAGGCUUAGGCGGGCGCUGAAGAUCAGUCGGGAUUAUGAGGAGGGCGGGCACUGGAAGAGGCAGGAGGACCGGGCGGCGAAGGCGGCUGAGAGGGCGGAAGGGGAGAGGUCAGAGGGAACGAGGGAUGAGAGGGACUGA
Molecule: messenger RNA, 552 nt
Organism: Diaporthe amygdali
Lineage: Eukaryota; Fungi; Ascomycota; Sordariomycetes; Diaporthales; Diaporthaceae
Product: pre-mrna-splicing factor cwc21
Exons: 1
Coding region: 1-552 (183 amino acids)
Source: RefSeq, a predicted model, not a curated record